Molecule: messenger RNA, 1764 nt
Organism: Penicillium soppii
Lineage: Eukaryota; Fungi; Ascomycota; Eurotiomycetes; Eurotiales; Aspergillaceae
Product: DUF3176 domain-containing protein
Exons: 2
Coding region: 1-1764 (587 amino acids)
Source: RefSeq, a predicted model, not a curated record
AUGGCACAAUACAAGGAUAACUAUCCGCUCAGCUAUGUUCGGCUUGAUGACCCACCAGAGAGCCAAACAAAGGCCCAAACAAAGUCCCAAGCAAAGACAAGACCAUUAUCUUCUGCAGAGCAGCAGGCGGUUCUGGAAUCUCAGACAAUAUUCUGGGGGUCCAGUUGGACCCUGGAAAUCAUCAGCUGUCUCACAUCGGUGAUUUUUCUAGCGGCCAUUAUUGUGGUGCUGUAUAUGUACGAUGGGAAACCAAUGCCGGACUGGCCCUACGGCAUUACACUUAACGCGCUAGUCUCUGUGUUAUCUACUGUGAUGAAGGCAGCCAUGGUUUUCAUUGUCACCGAAGCAUUGUCGCAACUCAAAUGGUCAUGGUUUAGCAGGGGAAAUAAGCUUAGUGAUUUGGCGUUACUAGAUGCUGCUAGUCGAGGCCCUGCGGGGGCCUUCGUUGCUCUCUUUCAUUUCGUGCCUCGCCAUCUAGUAACUUUUGGGUGUCUUGUUCUCGUCAUUACUGCUGCUACCGACCCCUUUAUUCAGCAGGUGAUGGGAAUCAAAGAACGAUCAAUCCAUGCUCCAGGUCAAUCAUCAAUUCAAAUUUGCAACUCAAGUCUGUAUACCGACUAUGGAGAAGGUGCUGGGCCUGGGCAGAAUAAAGUUCCUCUUUCGACUCUUGGUGCUAUCUACUCCGGCAUCUUCACAGAGCAAAGCCCCAACGGUAAGAAUAUGUUGAUGGAUUGUGCCACGGGAAACUGUACAUUCACGCCAUACCAAUCCCUCGGGUUCUGCAGUCGCUGUUCCAAUAUCACCGACUCUCUGAAAAUGGAGACAACACCUAUGUCCGUCCCCUCCAUGGCUGCAUACAAUUACAGUUUGUCCAACGGAUUCUAUUUCCAAACGGCCCCAAAUCAGAACUACAUCAUGAACGCUACCACAAAUAUCCCCCUCGUCGACCUGGAUGUGACUGGUUUGGCCGUCAUUCUCAACUUCACUUCGAUAAGCUCCUUCGGCUACGCAGUGCCACCCCAAGUCAGCGCAACGGAGUGUGCCCUUUACUACUGCGUCAAUACAUACAACGCAACAGUGUAUAGUGGAAAGUUGACUGAAACGAUGACUUCGAACGUGGGGACGUCAAAUUACUCUUCGGGCUACGGUGCUUUCGGGAAGAACUUCGACAUCACACCAGAAGCCUGCUACGUGAACGGCAUUCGACGCAAUGACACAAGCAGUGACGAGUGCAUCUACAAAAUCAACUGGCUAAGCAGCCUCUCUUUAUCAAAUUCACUCUCUCCACUUCUAGAAGGCCAAGGAUCAAGAUUCACGAGCAACAGGCCACAGUGGUCUUCCGACACAGUUGAGGCUCUGUAUGGCGAUUAUGGAAACUACUCUGAGACAAACUCAAUCUUCCAGUCCCUGGCCUCGUCACUUACAAACCAUGCACGAUCCAAAGUCUGCGAUGACACCAAGCAGGGAAUAGCAUGGACGAUGCAAUCAUAUGUGCAAGUGCGGUGGCUAUGGAUGAUUCUUCCCAUUGCACUUGUGGCAUUGAGUCUGAUCUUUUUGGUCAUUACUGUCUUCCACACGAGAAGACAACACAUUUGGAAGUCCUCGCCACUGGCUUUACUCUUCUCCGAACUAAGAAUAGAUGGAUCCGGUAAUUUCAGAACGGAUCCAACUUUGAAAGGAAUGGAGAAUACAUCCAGGAAGAUGGAUGUGUGGCUUGAAAGCUCCGCUGAUGGUCCUAGGCUAAAGGCUGUUGCAACAUCAUAA